AUGAUAUUCAUUAAAGGAUGUAGACGAUACGGGACAAAGUGUGCUGGUUGUCUUCAAGGCAUCCUACCGAGUGAUCUGGUGAGGAGAGCUAGGAGUAAAGUAUUCCAUCUCAACUGCUUCACAUGUAUGGUGUGUAGAAAACAAUUAUCUACAGGUGAAGAACUUUACGUGGUUGAUGAAAAUCAGUUCAUCUGUAAAGAAGACUAUCUCACCAAGUGCCAAUUAAGAAGACCAGAGCUCCCUGAUAAUGAUCAUUUCAACAAACCUCCUGGGUCCUGCAAUACUGCCCUCUCCAGUCACGAUUCAAGUUCACCUCCAGAGAGUCCAAGCACUGAAGAUAUGAGUCUACUGGAAGCAGAAAGUGAUGUGACGUCACCAUCUCUUGGUGUCAUUACUGCUUCGACCCCGGAUGACAUAGAUCGUGUCAAGGAGGCAUCUAACAUUAUUAAUAACAAUAACAACAGCAACAACAACAACAAUCAUGAUAAUGGAUUGGAAAACAGGGAGAAUGAAAACACGACAGGGAUUCCAGUAAGUGGGGCUAAGAGAAGAGGACCUAGAACCACCAUUAAGGCUAAACAGUUAGAAACACUCAAGGCAGCAUUCGCAGCUACACCCAAACCAACUCGUCAUAUCAGGGAACAACUCGCACAGGAAACAGGGCUAAAUAUGAGAGUUAUUCAGGCGUAUCCCGACACAAGCCUCAGCUUUUAG
Molecule: messenger RNA, 714 nt
Organism: Lytechinus pictus (painted urchin)
Lineage: Eukaryota; Metazoa; Echinodermata; Echinoidea; Temnopleuroida; Toxopneustidae
Product: LIM/homeobox protein Lhx5-like
Exons: 4
Coding region: 1-714 (237 amino acids)
Biological process (GO): neuron differentiation; regulation of transcription by RNA polymerase II
Cellular component (GO): nucleus
Molecular function (GO): zinc ion binding; RNA polymerase II transcription regulatory region sequence-specific DNA binding; DNA-binding transcription factor activity, RNA polymerase II-specific
Source: RefSeq, a predicted model, not a curated record